This is a messenger RNA of Alexandromys fortis (reed vole), 6299 nucleotides long. It is a transcript of the gene Ermap, whose product is annotated as erythroblast membrane associated protein (Scianna blood group). Gene Ontology annotation, molecular function: signaling receptor binding. NCBI's taxonomy places the organism in Eukaryota, Metazoa, Chordata, Mammalia, Rodentia, Cricetidae. Gene Ontology annotation, biological process: regulation of cytokine production; T cell receptor signaling pathway. Gene Ontology annotation, cellular component: external side of plasma membrane. The transcript is spliced from 14 exons. The record is from RefSeq and is a predicted model, not a curated record. Bases 2603 to 4306 code for a protein of 567 amino acids.
AGAACAGAUACAUUAGCAGUAGAAGAAGCUGCAUUUCUACCAGGAGGGGCUGUGAACAGCAGCUUCUGUUGGGGGUGUGGAGCCAGCAGCAGUGAGGGUGUGGUCUUUAGAGGACAGUACCUGACAGGUCUGAGGGAAGUCAAGGGAGGCAGCAGGCCAUGCACUGGAGAGAAUCUUGAAAACAUUUUAAGCUUGUUGGUGGAGGUUGUCCUCUUACCUCCACACAUAAAUGUAGCAAGGAAAAAAAAAAAUGUUCAGAGGAGAGCCAGUCUAGGGCCAGAAAGGUUUGUCCCCAGGACCCACAACUGCCUUUAACCAGUUCCUGGGGAUCCUAUGCCCUCAUCGCCUCCAUGGGCAUUGCUUACUUGGUUCACAGAGAUACUUGCAGACAAAACACUCAUAAAAAUAAAAGUAUCUGAGAGGCACUUGGAGGCAGAGGCAGGUGGACCUUUGUGAGUCUGAGGACAGUCUAGUCCACAUAGUGAGUUCCAGAAUAGCCAGUGCUAUAUAGUAGAGACCACGCCUCAACAAAACAAAAUCUGAGAGGCAAAAGUGGGAUAGAAGUUGGGAUGGCUCAGCAGUUAGAGCACUGUUGCUCUUACCAUGGGACUGCGGGGUUCAGGUCCCAGCACCCAUGCUCCAGGCAAACACAAAUAUACAUAAAUAAUGGUUAAAAAAUAAAUCUUAAAAAAAUGGCUGUGUGUGGUGAUUCAUGUCUUUAAUCCCAGCACUCUGGAGGCAGAGGCAGGAAGAUCUCUGAGUUCAAGGCCAGCCCGGUCUACAGAAAGAGUUUCAGGCCAGGCGGUAAGUUCAUAGAGAACAGCAAAGGAAUGAUUAGCAUAAAAUUAAACAAAGCAGCUUAUGUGAAUGGGACCAUGACCAGAAGUGAGCAUUGGAACUUCCAAGUUACUGGUCUAUUUCCCGUCUUUCCUCUUUCCUUUUUCUUUCCCUUCGAGACAAGGCCUCACUAUGUUACUUAAGCUGGUCUUGAACUCAUGUACCUACUGAUCCUCCUCAGCCUCCCAAAUGCUGGGACUACAAGUGUGUGCCACUGGGCUUGGCUUCAAGUUCAGUUUCUUAGGCUGAGUGGUAGGUACGAGGGUGUUUAUUCUUCUUAUACCACACAUGAUUACAUGUGUACUUUAUAAUAUAGUUGAAAAGCAGAAAAGUCUCUGCUUUGUAGGUUUGAUACCUGCCAGCCUUUGUGAUCUGUAUAGUACUUUCUGUUCUGGGACUGACAGGCAUAUUAAGUGCGUUCUGGAGACCUUCCAGUCAAAGAGAGAAUGGUAGGAGAAAGGAGGAAAUAAGCAGGGCAUACAGAGAUUUACAAUGUCCAGGGUGUCUGAGCUAAGGAGUGAGACUCUCGGCCUAGAAGGAAAGGAUCACAGCAGUGUGAUGUGCUGUUCCACCUGAUAGCAAAUCCCCAUCCCCAAACACGGCAUUCCUCCUUUCUGGAAUAUGGCAUCUUUUUCCCUUCCUCCUGAGGAGGUGAUGGCACAUUCCUCAAGGAGAUUCCAUUCCAUUCUGGGGAACACAGACAGAAUAACAAGACAGCUGUUGGGGUGAUGUGGGAGUGAUUUCUUAUUAAUAAAGAAACUGCCUAGGCCCAUUUGAUAGGCCAACCCAUAGGUAGGCGGAGAAAACAGAACAGGAUUCUGGGAGAAAGAAGCUGAGUCAGAGAGUCGCCAUGAUUCUCCCGCUCCAGACAGACGCAGGUUAAGAUCCUCCCUGGUAAGCCAGCUCGUGGGCUACACAGAAUAUUAGAAAUGGGUUAGAACAAUAUGUAAGAGCUAGCCAAUAAGAGGCUACAGAUAAUGGGCCAGGCAGUGUUUGAAAGAAUACAGUUUCCGUGUAAUUAUUUCGGGCAUAAGCUAGCCAUGCGGGCGGCCCUGCCAGGGACGGAGCCCUGCCGCUCCUAUCUCAACAUUGGGGGAGCAAAUGGUGGCCUGGGGCCGGGGGUGUAGCUCAGUGGUAGAGCACAGGCACAUAUAGACUCUGGGCUCAAGCCUUACACGACAGGUAAAACCAUGAGGUGACUAAGUGGGGAGCACUGCUCUGACCACAGGCCUGCCCCUACUAUGGCUGGACUCCAGUCACCCCACUUCUUUUCCAGAAGGAUUCACAAAGGCUAAGUGGGAACUAGUCACACCUGCUCAGCAUUUGCUCACACAUGUGCAGGCCUGGCUCAAGCUGACAGAGAGGAGCUAGCAGGUGCUGCUGCCAGCGUGCACACCCAAUCUGACACCUCAGCAAGCAAAUCUGGAUACAACCAGCUGGUCCCUCUAAGUCCACAUGACCCAUCUUUUGGGAUGUUCCUGGCAUUCUUGGCCGAUGUCAGACCACCCUGCCUGUGGGGAGAUGGUAUUCCCAGCUAGAAGGCUCCAGCUUUGCCACUAAAGGACAAGGAUCCCCCCGCGUCCCAAAUGUGGUCUGUGUUGGAACACUGAAUCUGGUUGGAGAAUAUGUGGUUGCAUGAACAAUGUGUGUAAUGCCACAUUCCCGGAAAACAUCAGGUGGAACACGUGACCUGGGUCUCAGCCCCACCUCCUAAGUUCUUCAGCUCAAGUUCAUCAGUCCUCUUCCGGUGUCUGCCCUAGUUCAUAUGGAGAGACCACCAAGUCCCUCUGGCUCCCGGCUCCUCAGCUGCCUCCUCACUCUAGCCUCCCUCCAAAUGCCUGCUCAGGUGUCAGGGAAUACUGACAAGUUCUACCUGGCCCCACUCGGGGGCAGAGCCGAGCUGCCCUGCCCCAUCUUGCUCUGGCCAGGCAUGGUGCUCAGCGAGGUGAGGUGGGAACGGCCUGCACACCUGCCUCGCACCCAGGCUGUCCACGUGUUCCGGGAUGGGCAGGACAGUGAUGAAGAGCUGAUGCCAGAAUACAAGGGCAGGACCACGCUGGUGAGAGAUACCCAGAAGCAAAGUUACAUUCUGUAUAUCAGUAACGUGAGGCUCGAGGACCGAGGGCUGUACCAAUGCCAGUUCCGGGUCGGAAACCAGAGUCAAGAGGGCAACGUGACCCUACAAGUGGCAGUUUCAGGCUCUGAUCCCUUCAUCCACGUGAAGAGCUAUGAUGCUGGCUGGAUUCAGCUGGUGUGCUGGUCAAUGGGAUGGUUCCCAAAGCCGUGGACCGAGUGGAGAGACACUCAGGGCAGAGUGCUCCUGUCGCUCUCAGAGACCCACUCCCUGGAUGAAACUGGGCUAUUCCGAACAGCAGUGUCCAGCCGCGUCAGGGACAGCGCUCUGGGGAAUGUGUCCUGCACUGUCCGUAAUGAGAUCCUCGGCCAAGAGAAGACCACAGCCAUGGUUAUUGCAGCCCCAGCUCCCGGAAGUCUGUCCUCUCCAGCAGUGGCUCUCUCUGUGGUCCUGCCUAUCUUGGGACUCCUUAUCCUUCUUGGCAUUUGGCUCAUCUGUAAACAAAAAAGAUCAAAAGAGAAGCUGCUGUACGAACAGGUGAUGGAGGUAGAAAAUCUUCUGGAAGACCACGCCAAAGAAAAAGGAAGACUCCACAAAGCCCUCAAGAAGCUCCGGAGUGAACUGAAAUUGAAAAGAGCCGCUGCCAACGCAGGUUGGAGAAGAGCCCGGCUGCAUUUUGUGGUGGUAACCCUGGACCCUGACACGGCCCAUCCCAAACUCAUCCUGUCUGAGGAUCGGAGAUGUGUGAGGCUUGGCGACAAGAAGCGGUCCGUUCCUGACCACCCUCAGAGGUUUGAUUUUGUCGUCAGCGUGCUUGGCUCUGAGUACUUCACCACCGGCUGCCAUUACUGGGAGGUGUACGUGGGCGAGAAGACCAAAUGGAUCCUUGGUGUGUGCAGUGACUCCGUGAGCCGGAAGGGGAAGGUCACGGCCUCACCCGCCAACGGCCACUGGCUCCUGCGGCAGAGCCGUCGGAAUGAGUAUGAAGCUCUCACGUCCCCGCAGACCUCCUUCCGUCUGAAGGAGUCUCCAAAGUGUGUGGGGGUUUUCUUGGACUAUGAAGCGGGAGUCAUCUCCUUCUACAACGUGACUGACAAGUCCCACAUCUUUACUUUCACCCACAGUUUCUCUAGCCCCCUUCGUCCUUUCUUUGAACCUUGUCUUCACGAUGAGGGGAGGAACACGGCACCUCUAGUUAUUUGUACCGAGCUGCAGAAGUCAGACGAAUCGGUUGUUACCAAACAGGAGGGAAAAAGCCGUGCUAAUGGAGACGUGACCCUGAAGGUGAAUCCGUCCUUACUGUCUCCUCAGGGUUCUGAGCUUUUUCCAGUCAACGAUACCUGGCCCUCUAGCCUCGGCCCUGCCCUUCAGGGGUUUAAGGCUCCUUCUCUAUAGGGUUGUGCCCUGUGAUCUGAUGCGUGCAGGUGAGCAUCUUCUAGCCUGGCACCCUGGACUCAGUCUUCUGGCCCAGCAUCUGUUUCUCCAGUACCUCUGGUCUUUGACCCAAAUCCAGACCCCUUCUGUGGCUUCUGUCUGUACCACCUUUCUCCCAGGGUUCAAUUCUGAACACUGCCUUUUUUUUUUUUCUGGAGACUGGACAUUCCCAUUGCCCUGGUGGAUGACUUCUUGAUAUGAACAGCGCUCACUCAGUGGAGGUUUAGUAGGAGACGUUGGCUGUAUCUCAGCAGCGUUCAGUGCAGGCUCAGGAGACAGGCUCUGUACCUGAGGGAAUCCUGACAGGAACUUCUCACAGCGUCAAUGGGUUUUCAGUAGUGAAGCUACAGCCCCCGACUCUGAGUUCUUUCAUCAAAGACUGUUCUUCUCUACCCCCAACCCUGUCCCCAGUUCAGGCCUCCAACUCCCAAAGCCAGCUUUCUUACAAGUGUAUGUCUUGUGAAUCGCACAUGCUCCCUUCUUUGUUCAGGACUGAAGCAGAGGAGUCAGCAUCCCGUUGCUUUCUAUUUCCUUCACGCUGUUGACAGCACAGCCUGGGGACAACCAGAGUAUGUUUUCAACAGCUAGCUUUAAAGGGAGCCAUCUAGGAUGUACGUGUUUUCAGAAUCAGUUUACCUACAUGUUGACCAGGAACUAUAAUAUCCCCAAAACCCUCAACAUAGGCAUGGAGCUGGGAGGCACAGCUGUAAUCAAAGCUGUCCAGCUGUGUGGUCACUCUGCAGUCUAUGGCUCUGACCCUCUGAAGACCUCAUGAAGUUCAGAGAGGCCCAUGAGAAAAAGUGGCAGUUUGAGCCACUCACCUCAAUAGACCCACAAGACCAUUAUUCUUCAAGACUCGACAAUAGCCUCUGGGUCAUAGAUUACUGAUUUCAAGAAAGCUGGUCUUAUUUAAAAUAAGAUGUCUUAUUGCUGGGUAUGGUGACACACAUCUUUAGUCCCAACAGGCGGGUCUCUGUAAGUUUGAGACCAGCCUGGUCUACAUAGUGAGGUCCAGGAUGGAGAGACCCUGUCUCAAUUCCCCCAACCCCCCAAAACUCCAAAACCAAGUAAGACAUCUUAUUUGAAAGAUUAUAUAGUGAGACAAUAAAAUAAUGAAUUUAAGGCUGGAAAUACUACUGGUCGAUUGAGAGCUUAUACUGCUCUUGCAGAGGACCUGAGUUUGGUUUCUGGCACCCAUAUUGGGCAAUUGACAACCACCUGAAACUCCAACUCCAGAGGAUGAGGCUUCCUCUUCUAGCUUUCAAGGGCACCUUCAAUUCACUGCACAUAACUAUACAUCAACGCACACAUGCAUACACACACACACACGCGCGCACACUACACAUUUAUUUUUUUGGAUGUGGAUUAGAAAAAGAAGGCAAGGAACUUUCAGGUAACACCUAUGUAUGUGAGGCAGCCUCUUUGUUUGCAGGUGAGAAGGCAACUGGACCCCUCUGGAACUAGAUCUGUGACAAGUUCUUUCCAAUAGUGCCUGCAAUAGUCAGGGUUCCCUAGAGAAACAGAGCCAACUGUGUGUGUGUGUGUGUGUGUGUGUGUGUGUGUGUAGUGCCGGAAUGGGGGCAGAAAACGAAUACAUACGAGACUGAAGUUGGCAAGUUGGAAAUCGAGAAAGAGCCAAUGUUUAAUUUCAGUCCAAGGUAAGGGAAAGACCUGAAGUCCUGUCCAACGCCGGACAGGCCCCAAAACUGGUCUGGAAUCUUCCACUGAUUGGAUGGCUCCCCCUGGAAUUAACAAGGGUAACUGCUUUCCUCAAUCUACUGAUUAAAUGUUAAUCUUGUCCAAUCUGCCCUCAUAGGGACAACAAUUAUAAUGUCUGAUGAAAUAUCUGGGAACCUUGUGACCUGGUCAAGGUGAUAUGUAAAACUUGCUUUUACAGAGCCUCAAAGGACUAUUUUGUUUGUCUUUGUACAGUUAUUAAAUACAACUUUUAGUA